AUGGCGAAAAGAAAAUACCAAGCAAUCGAACAAUACUGGCACCGAAAAGGCCCCUUUGGUGUAUUCACCCGCGCUACCCUACGCACCCUCCAAUUCGUCUUCGCCAUCGUUAUCGCCGCUCUAUACGGCGUGGAUCUAGCACACGCAAGCAAAACCAAUCAACAUGGCCAAACUGAGUGGAUAUACGCUGAGCUUGUCGUGGUCUUUUCUGCCAUAACCUGCGCCGUGCAUUGCUUUGUGACUAUUGUCCAUGUGGCAUGGGUAACCUGGGAUACUGUGUUGUUCAUUCUUUGGAUGGCGCAAGUGGGUGUAUUUGGAAAUAUUUACAUGCGCCAUGAUUCGGAUAUCCAGCAGCCGUACGUUCAGGUUACUCAAUCGGUUACUCGGAUGCGGGCGGCAGUGUGGAUUGGUUUCAUCAAUAUGCUUUUGUGGCUUUUGACGACUGUUCUUGGUGUUGCGUGGUGCAUUCGUACGCGUAAGGUCACGCGGCGAACGGAUAAGAAUGAGCAGGAACAGGAACAAGCUUUGCAAAGACUGCGCGAGGAAGAGAUUGAAACGGGAAUUGUUGUUUCGGAGAAAACAGGUGUGGAUAGCAAGAUUCACGGCCCGGAGGACUCGACUGCACGGGAUGAGAAGAAGGCUUUGAGGGAGAUUUCUAAGAGUCCAGAUGAUAUGAAAAACUCGAAAUUGUUCGCGGAUUUGCCAGAUUCGAGAGCAAAGGGGGAUUCAGUGAAGACCUAA
Penicillium manginii is the source of this 741-nucleotide messenger RNA. Its product is annotated as MARVEL domain-containing protein. NCBI's taxonomy places the organism in Eukaryota, Fungi, Ascomycota, Eurotiomycetes, Eurotiales, Aspergillaceae. Gene Ontology annotation, cellular component: membrane. The transcript has a single exon. The record is from RefSeq and is a predicted model, not a curated record. The coding region runs from base 1 to 741 and encodes 246 amino acids.